AUGAGUUUGCUAUUGCGGCGACGUUCGCGCAGCGAGACACGUCCUCAGGCGAAUCCGGCGGAGAUGGCCAAGCAGCCGGCGGACUCGGACAAAUCGGACAGGCAGCAGCAGCUGGCGAAGCACCACCAGAUGCGCCACCACCAGCCGCAUGCCAGUGAACAGAGUCUGAACAAACUGGGCCUGGUGUCCAGUGGCACCAGUGGAAUGGGCAGGCGCAAGACAUCCGCGGAACUCAUAAGCGAGGCCAAGAUGUUCCUGGGCGAAUCGGUGAACGCCGUUCCACUCUUGGCCACCGGUGGUGCUCGUUUGGUCAGCACUCGACGACCCAUUACGCCCCGCGAAUCGGGACGAGUUUUGUAUGGCAAAGUUGCCCUUGCUGGGCGGCCACCAAGUGCCUUUUCCAUGCGUUAUCUGCAGAACGAGAAACCAUCGACGCCCCGCCAGUUGCCGGCUCUAUCGGGUUCCGUAUCUGCCACACCCAUGCCCACCCGGAAUGGAGCUCUGCUGUGUCAAUCCAGCACGGAAACGCUGAUCGAACUGCUCAAGCAGCACAGUGGUUUGAAGGAUUGCAGCGACGAGACAGUGCAGCACAUUAAUGCGAUCCUCCAGGAGCUUUAUACACGCGUGAGAAAGCAGGAGCGCAACUACAAGCGUGGCUUCAUCCUAGGAGGACUCUACGGUUUGGUGGAAUGUACUUCACCACGAGUCCUUUUGGCCGUGGCUCGCGUGGUUUUGGCUCUUCGUGUGACGGGCAGCAAUCUCACGGGUGCAUGCAAGCUGAUCUUCAAGGUGGCCAGGCACGAGCAGCAUGACGCCCUUUUCCACGAACACGACGUUCUGGAGCUGCUUAUCGAUGGUUUGGGACACGCAUCGCCACUGGAUGAACCGGAGGCUUGCAUUUAUGCCUAUGGUUGCAUACGCUUCCUGACCGCCAGCAGUGCCCAGGAGCGGGAUGAUGCCCUCAACCGCAAUUGGAUUGGUUUGGAGACCUCCGGCGAGAGUCAUUCGCUGCCCAUUCCUGCUCUAAUGCCACCCGCUCUAUCGGCCAUAUCGAGUUCGCUCUGUCCCAGGAAAUUGACGGGUCAGCAAACGUUGGUGUCCCGCCUGGCUCGCCAUGGCGCCGUGGAGCUGAUGAUACUGCACCUGCAGAUGUUGAAUGAGGCGGGAGCCACAAAACGCCUACAGGGACCACCGCUACACACCCUCUAUCAACUGUCGGCGGCCAUGAGGGCUCUGGCAGAUGUUUCCCAGCAACAGCAGCGUCUGCAGCUCCAACUGCAAUUGGCAUGUCCACAUCUCAUUCGAGCGGCCGAGGUAUCCAUGGGCGAACUGGAGGUCCAGGCCAAUGUGGUGCGCACACUCAGUGUGCUCUCGGAGGACUCUGAUUGCUGUGAAACGCUGCACAACUAUGCUGCCAGGAUUGGCCUGCUCCUGGGUCCUUCGUGUGCCGGCGGUGGGCAGUGCAGUGAACGUCUCUUGGCGGUUCUAAGUCGUUUGGGCUACAUGCUGGGCAACAUACUGGCCAAACACGAAUCCGCGCGCAUACAGUACUUUCACAACGAUGUGGCCAUGGAGUAUCUUCUAAAUGUCCUGGAACAGCUGAACGAACGCUCACCCAGCAGUGUGUCCCAUUUGGAUGCUCAAAUCAAGUUGAUACGAGUGGUGGCCAAUAUGAGUGUGAAUCCGGAGGUGGGCGCAGGCUUGGGCAAUGUCCGUUCUUUGGGCGCCGUGCUGCUGCAGCUUUUGAGCAAGACCAGUGAGGAGUUGACCAAGAAGAAGUCGCCGGAACAGCAGGAGCUUCUGCAUGCCACCUUGGGAGCCCUGCACAAUCUGUGCUUCUACCAAGACAAACAGGCAGCUGUGCAGCCGUUGGCCGAGGGAUCCCUGCAGAGUUUGAUCGACGACCUGUCCGCCUCGUUGGCCAAGGUGUUGGGCAACUGUCAGACGUCGGUGACCAAAGUGGAGCUGGCCCGUGUGCUGGGUAACCUGACGAGGAACGAGCAAGCACGUCGUUGUUUCUGUGCCGCCGGUGGAUUGCCACUGAUGGUGCAGCAACUGACGAAGCAGGCAGCUGGCCAGGAUUAUGAGCUCCGCACCUGUGCCAUUGGUGUCCUGGUGAACCUCUUGGGCGAUGGCGAACAGCGAGGUCCUUUUCUGCAACUGCGCGGAGCGGAACUGCUGUCGCUACUGCUGCGUGGAUCCCUGGAGCAGGAGGAUUGGUUUCUAGCCAACAUUGUUUGCCAGGCCCUCUGGAAUCUUCUCAUCGACGGCCAUUGUGCGGCCAAUCUUUGCCAGAGUGGUAACAUACUCGAUGAAGUAAGUGAUCUGCUGGCCGAUUAUCUCGAUGAGGAUCGAUUAUCGCCCGGCGAUGAGGAUAACGAUAACGACGAGGAUGAUCCGGAGCGGGAAUCUGAAGAUUUAAAUGCAACGGAUACGGAUCCGGAAGCGCACGAUGCCUUGUGGGAGGAUUUCGCACUGGUCGCCACUGAUUUGCUGGAACGCAUCCAAAACAACUUCGAUAGGCAGCAGCAAUCGCAGGCAUCGCUACCCCAAAAUGCCGAUAACGAAGAUGAUAACGAUGUAUUUAUCGAGGAAAUGUAGUAUCAGUUCGUUUGAUAGUUUUUAGUGUUUCUAUGCAAACCAGCAUCAUUAUUGGAUAAAUAUCAUUAAACAAAUUAUCAAAGCCAAUAAAAAAUGUUUCGAAAUA
Molecule: messenger RNA, 2707 nt
Organism: Drosophila sechellia
Lineage: Eukaryota; Metazoa; Arthropoda; Insecta; Diptera; Drosophilidae
Product: armadillo repeat-containing protein 2
Exons: 7
Coding region: 1-2601 (866 amino acids)
Biological process (GO): cilium organization
Molecular function (GO): protein binding
Source: RefSeq, a predicted model, not a curated record